CGUCUCUCCUCCCGCAGCAGCGGCGGUGUGACCCGAAGUCUCAAUGUGCACCAGUCCCGCUGUCAGCGGCGCCCCCCGACGCCCCCCCACGCCCCUCCCCCGCGGCGCCCACCCCCUCCCCCCCAUGGAGAAAAUCUGUGAUCUGACGACAGGUACGACUCGAACAGUCCCGGGGGAGGUGAGCGGUCCGCACCUCGGCGAGGAGGAGCACUUGGCAGGAGAGUCGGAGCGCGGCUCCAGAAGCGGCCGGUCCUCAGAAAACGUCAUUGAGGUUUCUGCAGAAAUGGGUCGUCAGGAGGGGGAACACUUGUGGAAGAAGGUCACCGAAAACAUUGAGGAGGUGUUUGACUGCAUGGAGGAGUUGGGAUCGGGGGCGUUCUCAGAGGUGUACAUGGUGAAGGAGAAGAAGACAGGAAAGCUUUUUGCCAUGAAAUGCGUGAAAAAGAAACAGAAAAGAGACCUCAAUCUGGAGAAUGAGAUCGCCGUGCUAAGAAGGAUCAAACACGACAACGUUGUCGGGAUGGAAGACUUGUAUGAAAGUCAGACCCAUUUCUAUCUCAUCAUGCAGCUUGUUGCAGGCGGGGAGCUCUUUGACCGCAUACUGGACCGGGGGGUGUACUCGGAGAAGGACGCCAGCAGCGUGAUCCAGCAGGUGCUGCAGGCCGUCAGCUAUCUGCACGAAAACGGCAUAGUGCACCGAGACCUCAAGCCAGAGAACAUCCUGUAUUACAGCCAGGCAGAGAACUCCAAAAUCAUGAUCAGUGAUUUUGGACUUUCCAAGAUGGUAGACCAUGACAUCAUGUCGACCGCCUGUGGCACGCCAGGAUACGUAGCUCCUGAGGUGUUGGCACAGAAGCCCUACAGCAAGGCAGUGGACUGUUGGUCGAUCGGAGUCAUCACCUACAUCUUACUCUGUGGAUAUCCGCCUUUCUAUGAAGAAAGUGAGACAAGACUGUUCUCCAAGAUCAUGAAGGCGCAGUACGAGUUUGACUCUCCCUUCUGGGAUGACAUAUCGGAUUCUGCAAAAGAUUUCAUCCGUAACAUGAUGCAGAAGAACCCCAGCAUGCGCCUCUCCACUGACGCUGCGCUCCGACACCCCUGGAUUAUCGGAAAGACGGCCCGGAGUCAAGACAUCUACUAUUCAGUCAGCGCCCAGAUCCAAAAGAACUUUGCCAAGUCUAAGUGGAAGCAAGCCUAUAACGCAGCCGUAGCCAUCAACCACAUGAAGAAGCUGCAGCUGGCCACCUCAGAGCUGGUGUUGAGGAACGCCAGCAUCCCGGACAUCAAGGUGAUUGACGUGUCCUCCCCGGACAAAAACCGCAAACGUCUUGAACCAGACAAAUUCGACCCAAAGUUGACAGACAUCCGCGGGAUCGUCAAGGGGACGAUUCACAUCUCGCUGCCCACGAGCGCCCUUGAAAUGAAAAGCCACUAUCACACGCUGAAGGCCACGCAGAGUCAGGCCGGCCCGCAUCACGCCCCCACCAUGGCCGAGCAGGGCAAGAACGCCUACCGCUCAGAGCCCGCCAACCUCAACGGGUAUGGUAAAAAUCGCAACGGCAUGACUCUGCAGACCGGAGUUUGCACAGUCAUGUGAAGACUGCAGGACGUUUACGUGCAAACAAAUAUUUUACUUGGUCAGUGUCGCUGACCCGACUCAGCAUGCAGCGGUUUUGUGUCAGCGCGUCCCCCCCGGUACUGUGACUGUGAGGUGGUCGAUCCGCCGACGGCCCAUAGCGGUCCAAGAGGUCCACACAGUCAGGAGGGGCAUCUUUAUUCUUGGAAAGAGUGCCUGUGUAGCCUCCCGAAUAACCACACAGAAGUACACGCUCGCACACGCACACACACAUAACAAGACAUAGCCUGUAAUUAGAAUGCAUCUGGGGAUCUAUAGGUGUCAUUUUUAUGCUGCUGCUAUAAGCCGUCAUUCUGGCAUUUAAUACUAUGUCACUUAUUGACAGCCUCUCUUAGCUACGCGGAUCGCUUUCCCUGCAGUCAGUACUGACUACAUAUGGUAGAAAUGACAUGCAUAAAGCAAGAAAUGUGUUCUUAAAUGUGUGCGCUUAAGCCUGUAUACACACGCACACACACACACACACACACACACACACACACACAGAUGCAUGAGACUUGCUUUGACUCCGAUACACCGGGUAGACUUUAGUUAAUCUUCCUCUUGUGUUAGCUUUCUCUCUUGUUGAUGGGUCGGUUUUGACUCAUAUCUUAAAUCAGUUGUAAAAUACACUAAAAACAACAAUCUAUUAUCCAAUUGCCUACCUUGUUAGGCUUCCUUAUCCAUGAAAAUAUUGAUUUUAUUGUGGUGUGGGGGCUCUGGGCCUUUUCUAUGUCAGUUGGUGACUCUGCACGUCACCUUAAUUGACCUCACGUGGUCGUCCGUGUUUGUUUUGUUUUUGCGCAGGUAUACCCGAUAACAGCGCAACGACACAAAGGUCAUAAUUUCAACCAGAGCAUUUUAUAAAUCAGUGAAAAAAAAAGUUUUUGAAUAGAGAUUCCCAACAAAGUCAAAAAGCCUCGAUGCAAUAAACACAUUUAUGCGGUUCUUUUAUGCAUUUAAAACCUAAAAUGCAAACACAAGUGGAAGGGAAAACAAGAUGAGCCAGAGUGGAAGUUGUUGAGGGAUCGGCUCACUCACCAGGCUUUAUAUCACACAAAGAGGUUAGGUCAUUAACGCACAGCAUCCAGUCUUAUGAAGACUUUGCUUACAUGUUGUUGAAGAAAAUACACACAAUGCAAUAUUAUGAAACUUCAUGUGUAUAAUAUUAUUGCUUAGCAAACCUGCAUUUGUUAUUGCAAUAGAAUACAUGACAAAAUAAAUGCAUGCUUACUGCUUGAAAUAAACCAUACUGGUAUAAUGUAUCCGGAUAAAGUUGUUUCUUAUCUUUUAUUACCUUCUUUUUGUUAUUUGUUUGUUGUCGAAAUAAAUGUAUUAUUUCCAAA
This is a messenger RNA of Gasterosteus aculeatus aculeatus (three-spined stickleback), 2958 nucleotides long. Its product is annotated as calcium/calmodulin-dependent protein kinase type 1D. The record is from RefSeq and is a predicted model, not a curated record. Gene Ontology annotation, molecular function: protein kinase activity; ATP binding. NCBI's taxonomy places the organism in Eukaryota, Metazoa, Chordata, Actinopteri, Perciformes, Gasterosteidae. Gene Ontology annotation, biological process: protein phosphorylation.